Molecule: messenger RNA, 2240 nt
Organism: Saccoglossus kowalevskii
Lineage: Eukaryota; Metazoa; Hemichordata; Enteropneusta; Harrimaniidae
Product: organic solute transporter subunit alpha-like
Source: RefSeq, a predicted model, not a curated record
GUCGCAGGGAAAGCCGGCGAGAAAGUGUCAGUUCAUAAUCUUGAUAGUUGACACAUUUUUUGCGUACGAGGGCGUGGAUGUCGCCGUUCAUGAGUCUGCCGAUGGGUCUUGGAGGUGUAGAACCUAGGAGACAUGUUAUGUAUUUGACGGCGACCACACCAGGACACGCACGCUAGCAUUGCGACGACCAACCUGACACUCGACGCGAAAGAGAGUGUCCCCCGCUCGAAGUCAUCUCUAAUACAAAUAACAAUACCAAUAUUUACAAUAUGACGAUUGAUUCCUAUUACGACACGAACUAUGGAACCUUGAAUGAAACUUUGAACGGCAAUUACACUUUUACGCUCAAUGAUAGUAUCCCGGAGAUCGGAGAACCAAUGUGCCCCAAGGGACUACCUCCCGCUGCUAUUUACAUGAAAGUUCUAACCGGGAAACACAUCGCGAUGUUAUCGCUAGCAGCAGUCUUCACCCUAAUCAAUCUAAUCGUGUUCAUCGACGCAUUUAUCUUUCUCAAUGCCCAGGUUCCACUUAAACGAAGAAAGGCUAGGAUACUUUGGAUAUUAGGCAUUUAUCCAGUGUUUUCAGUGUCGUCAUUAAUAGCUCUAUGCAUUCCACGAUCAUCGGUUCUUACAGGGUUAACCUCGUCUAUGUAUUUGUCAGUUGCGUUGUAUCAAUUUAUGUUGCUUGUGUUUGACUACUUCGGUGGACUUACUGCAAUGGUCGCCAUGUUAAAGGGACAGAAGAUGUUCCUGGGAACACCACCUGUUUUAAUACUAUGCUGUUGCUGUAUGCCUAGCUUAAAUAUUACGCGACCCAGUUUGAGGUGGUUGAGGAGACUGGUGUUACAGGUUGCUGUCGUCAGACCAAUAAUAUUAUUUAUUUGCGCUGUUAUGUGGGCUGACGGAAGUGCUCUCUAUAUCCCAGGAAAGUUUACUCCAGACGGCGCUUUUCUAUAUUUACAAACAGUGAGCGUGUUGUCCACGCUGACUGCGUUCCAAGCGAUCGUCAUCCUUUUCAAAGUGUCGAAGGAGCCUUUGAUGAAUUAUAAAAUCGUGCCUAAAUUCUUCAGUAUACAGCUGGCAAUGAUCUUUAGUAACAUACAGGGUGUCCUGAUUGGGUUCUUAAUUGCUGGAGGGAAAAUACCUUGCACCCCAACGUGGUCGUCAGGAAUGGAAGGCAUGUUUAUACACAACUUCGCUCUGAUAAUCGAAAUGUUCACCUUCUCCUUACUGGCUCGAUUCUCAUAUCGUAAGAGGGCUGGUAACCUUGACUACGUUGCUCCACCAAGACCGUCAUUCAUGAGGCCGCGGUCGUCGAUAAGUUUCAAGUGGCAAGAACGAAACGGGGACACGGAAAACUAUCUGAAAGCGAAGGGCGAAUUUAAAGAGAUUGAGGACAUGUGUAACGGGAACACGAUCGUAGCAACGGUACCCAAACAGAACGGGUACGCUGACAUCAUAAAGACUGAUCUUGAUCAGCCCAUCAGCAAUGUGUGACGCUGAAGACGCCCACGUUGCCUAGCAACUGUCUCCUUCAUAGGGCCGUCUACUUAAAUUUGGAUUUAAACUGGUGCACCAUCUACUUAUUAAAUUUGGGUUUAAACACAGCACAUCAAAGUCACAUUAAUGAGAUAAAGCAAUGUUUACUUACACUGUAUAUGUAAAUAUGAACUAGCCAACUUCAUAAGACACAAUUACGCUUGCUUUUUAUACUUAUUUGAAUAUUAACAUAUCAAUUAUCAUGUAACCCUUCCUCCUUAACAUUAUAGUCGAUUUUUGUUAUUAGUUUUACUCACCUAUUAACUAUCUACUGAAUCUGGUGAUGGUCUAAGAAAUGCUAACCUGAUAACUAACCAGAUUUCUUUUUGUUCAGUUUUCUAUGAAUAGUAUAGUUUGACCAAAUUCACCAUGCCGCUACAUUUUGAUUUAUCGAAGCUCACAGUCCCUAUAUAGGGAUUGUGUAUUAUUUUUAUAUUGUAAUAUAUUGGUUUUACCUUAUUUUUUAUGUUAUUUGCAUUUAUGUGUCUGGUUAUACAACGUUAAACAUUGUAGGACAAUUAUUUUUCAUUUAAUGAGGCUGAAGUGGUUACUUAGAGGGAGUAUAUUAUCUGAAAACUAAUAUCAUUUCAUUGAUGAAAUGUAAUUCCAUUUACAUCACAGCAAUAUAUUGUAAUUACUGUGAACUAAGUUGUAAAUCUACUGAUUGUUUUUAUUUGUGAUUUAUUUUGUAAUAAUAAAUUC